AUGAAGAACGGCAAAGACAUGUGCUCAACUCAAAAAAAGAAAAAUACGCGCUGGCUAGUCGAUAAGCCUGAGCGAAGUGAUAUCUGGACAAGCACAAAUUACACCGAAGAAAGACAACGCAUUCGAGAGUUCUGGCUACAGCUUUCAGAGGAGGAAAGACGAUCGCUAGUCAAAGUGGAAAAGGAAGCAGUACUUCGCAAGAUGAAAGAACAGCAAAGACACAGCUGUAACUGUUCUGUAUGCGGCAAGAAAAGAACUGCUAUUGAAGAUGAAUUAGAGGUCUUGUACGACGCCUAUUAUGAGGAGCUGGAGCAAUAUGCUUAUCGUCAGCAACAGAACGGCAUCUACAGUAGCGACAGUCAUUCAGAAGAUGACGAAGACGAAGACGACGAUGACGAUGAUGAUUAUGACGACGACGAUGAGGAGGAUGAGGAGGAUGGAGAGCACUAUCAAUCUGUUACAACCAAAAAGGAGCCUCAAUUCUCAAAAACUCUCACUGUCAAGGGAAGCAUUAUCACCGUAGCUGAUGAUCUGUUGAAGAAUGAUGGCAAAAAGUUUCUUGAUAUGAUGGAAAAACUGGCUGAGAGAAAGAUGCUCAAAGAGAGAGAAGUCGCCAACAGUGAUCUAUUUGAUGAGGACGAAGACGAUAAUGAUGAGGACGAAGACGACGAGAACGAAGACAAGGGGGACAAUGAAAGAGAUGUGAGAACAGAAGAACAAAGAAUGGAAGAAGGCCGUAAAAUGUUCCAGGUGUUUGCAGCUCGAAUGUUUGAACAGCGAGUCCUCACUGCUUACCGAGAAAAGGUAGCACAAGAUAGGCAAAAACGUCUUAUUGAAGAGCUGGAGGAAGAGGAUAGACAGCGUCAAGAAAGAGAACUCAAAAAGCAGCAAGACAAAGAAAAGAAAAGAGACAAAAAACGCCAGCUUAAAUUACAACAAGAGCAGGAGCGUUUAGAACAAGAAAAGAAGCGAAAAGAAGAGCAAGAAGCAGCCGAGGCACUGCGACGAGAGAAACAAGAGCACGAUCGACAGGUCAAAGAGCAAGAGCGAUUGAAACGAGAAGAAGAAAAGCGCCAAAAAGAGGAAGAGCGAUUACGGAAAGAAGAAGAGAGAAAGAAGCGACGAUUAAAGGAAGAGAAAGCCAAAGCAGCCGAACGAGAAAAAAAGCGUAAAGAAGAGGAGGAACUGAAGAAGAAGCGAGCAGAAGAAAAGCUGAAUCAGGAGAGAAAGCGCAAGUUACACAAUACCAAGAUGUCGCAAGAAGACGACGAAGAGCAAGGAUCAGUGUCUCAUCCACACCACGUUCUCUCAGACUCUUCUGCAACUGUCGAUAUUAUACCAAAUAGACGAAGAAUUUCAGUUGCUGGCCCUAUCGGUAGUCCUUUGAAAUCAAGAUCAGUCUCACCGCAUGUCACUUCCAGCGGCAGUGAAAACCAUCAUUCAUUCUUUUCAAACUUCUUGUUUGGACCUGUCAAACACAACAGCACAUCAAACAGACGCUUUUCUACAGGAGGAGAUGACCACAACAGCCUGAAGUGGACAAAUGGAUGGACACCCUUGACAACACUAUCAGAUAAUGUGCACGGCAAGCUAUUUGGCGAUGUAAUAUUCAAGAACUCAUUGAUAUUGGAGAGAGCCAAAUCGUCGUAUUUGAAGCUGGAUGAAGUAGCACAGCUCAAAUACUUUGCCAAGCCAAAUUACCACACAUUGGUCCAGCUACAUCAAAUGAUGCACGACAUGUAUCAUCAUGAACAUGGUGCAAUUGAUAUGAGAGAACUGUAUGAGGCCAUCAAUCAGCCCUCUAGUGGAUUCCAAUGUCUUUUGCAUCAACAGCAAGGGCACAUUGUCAGGUUGGACAUGGCAUUACCAAUAUCACCACAACUUUCUUCUUCAAAUGGCAUUGUAUAA
Messenger RNA from Mucor velutinosus, 1908 nucleotides. It is a transcript of the gene STE7, whose product is annotated as MAP kinase kinase (MEK). The record is from RefSeq and is a predicted model, not a curated record. The transcript is spliced from 4 exons. Lineage: Eukaryota; Fungi; Mucoromycota; Mucoromycetes; Mucorales; Mucoraceae. The coding region runs from base 1 to 1908 and encodes 635 amino acids.